AUGUUACCACAAGAAGCAUUGAAUACUCUUAUGACAUUUCUACAUGCUCAUGGUUAUAGAAAAGUGAAGGGAAUUAGUAUUGAUACAAUAAAAAAAGUGGCUUCAAUUAUUCUCAAAGAUAAUGUUUUUGGUUAUGGUAACAAAAUUUAUAAGCAAAUAACUGGUGGUGCUAUGGGUUCAUCAUUUACAUUAACAUUAGCUAAUAUUUUCAUAUACAUUGAUGAUAUUUUUAUGACUUGGAAUAGAUCUGAAGAAAAAUUAAGAAAAUUAUUAGAUGAUGUAAAUACAUGGCCUCCAAAUAUUAAAUUAGACUAUAAAAUUGGUAAUAGUCUUCCAUUUCUUGAUGUACAAGUCACAAAUAAUGACGGAAUCCUAUCAAAAUCUGUCUAUCAUAAGACUGCAGCUGAACCAUAUGUUACACCAUUUACAUAUGAUCAUCCUCGACAUGUUUUUUCAAAUAUUAUCAAAACUUCUAUUGAACGUGCAACAAGAUAUUCAUCGACAUUCGAAGCCUUUAAUUAUGAACGACGUUCCAUUAAAUUGAUGUUACUAUACAAUGAUUAUCCAUCAAUAUUUAUUGAAAAUGAGUUUCACAAAUAUUUUUCUGAAUAUAUAUCAAAAUCACCAUUUCUACCAUUAAUUGACGACGAACGGAAAUAUUUUCUUAUGCGAAAACAAAUCUUAGGCCAACCAACACCUCGGCAAUCACAAGUGGCCAUGAGUGCAGCACUGGCUGGCAUUGACAACGAUUCACCAGAUGAUGAUGAGAGACAACAACCAGACCCAUACAAAAACAAAUCUGAAGAAAAAAUCUCGAACUAUAAUGAAAAAUUCUAUACUCAUUUUACACAUGAAAAACGUUUCGAAACAUGCAAACGAGAUAUGCAUCAAGUAUACAAUCAUGCAUUUAAAGAUACAUCAGCAAUGUACACAAAACAAAUCGUCGGCAACUGCAACCGUCGUCAAGCACACAAUGAACUAAUACGCAAACGACCAAACAAAAACAUUGUUACAAAACACAACAAUCACCAAAAGUAA
Messenger RNA from Rotaria socialis, 1038 nucleotides. The record is from the annotation of a GenBank genome assembly. NCBI's taxonomy places the organism in Eukaryota, Metazoa, Rotifera, Eurotatoria, Philodinida, Philodinidae.